Messenger RNA from Dermacentor silvarum, 900 nucleotides. Its product is annotated as kinesin-like protein KIF18B. The transcript has a single exon. Gene Ontology annotation, biological process: mitotic sister chromatid segregation; microtubule depolymerization; microtubule-based movement. Gene Ontology annotation, molecular function: ATP hydrolysis activity; microtubule binding; ATP binding. The coding region runs from base 1 to 900 and encodes 299 amino acids. Gene Ontology annotation, cellular component: mitotic spindle astral microtubule; nucleus; kinesin complex. The record is from RefSeq and is a predicted model, not a curated record. Lineage: Eukaryota; Metazoa; Arthropoda; Arachnida; Ixodida; Ixodidae.
AUGGCAGUGCGCAUGCGCCUACUGAGCGAUCGUGACUCCGAGGCCACCAGCAGCGUCCUCGUGGUCAUCAGGCCCGCGCCCAUGGUAAGGCCGACUCCCGCAACGUCGAGGCACUCUACCACGAAUGAAUCUACAAUGGUCUCGCCAAACCGCAAGAGACGUUCUAACGACGCCGCGCAGUCGUCAGCCAUGAAACGUCGCCAGUCGAAGAAAGACCCCCUGUCGCCCGGGGUACGGGUGAACGUGGCAGAGCGUGUGCGCCUACUGAGCGUUCGUGACUUCCAGACCGCAAGCAUGGUCCGUGUGCUGGACGACAGGUGCCAUGUGUUCUACCCCAAGGCCGAGGUGGAGUCUUUCCAUUUUCAAGACGGGGGUAACUUCAAGCCCAAUGAAGACCAAACGUUCACGUUUUAUGAGUUCUUCGAUGAAACAGAAGAAAAUGUGUAUGUGUGUGAGAACACCACCAGGGGCAUUCUGAGGAUGCUCCUUGACGGGUGCAAUUGCUCUGUAUUGGCGUGCAUUUCUACGGGCAUCGACAAAGCUUUCGCAUUGCUGUGCUCCGAGGAAUGCCCCGGAGUGGUCUCCCUCAUGGCCAGCGAGUUGUACCAUCGCGCGCCCAAGCUGCAGUCCGAGGGCCCGACAUGCGACGUAGCAGUCGCCUGUCUGGAAGUCUACAUCGAGGUUCUUCGCGACCAGAUGUGCCUCGACCCGGCCAAGGUCAUUGCCAUGUUGAACCUCACCACACACAAGGUGAAGGAGGCCGGCACUCUCCUCGAGCCGCUCUUGAAAGGAAAGAACCGGACGCAGCAUGCCACCGACGCUGAAUGCCGAGUCUUCAUGGUCGCAUGCCAUCUUACAGAGCUGCGUCACAGUUACGGAGAACGCGACAAGCACGAGUAA